CCGCUGAUUUUGUUUGGCGUUCACUCUGAGCGUCGCUCUCUUCUCCACUCUCGCUCGCCGCGGUCUCCCGCCGUCCCGUCGCUCUUUUAGCCUUCUACCUCCAUAUUCAAAGCCAUGGGUGCCAAUCUUUCAAAGGCGUUGGGCAAGCUGUUCGGGAACAAGGAGAUGCGUCUACUCAUGCUCGGCCUCGACGCUGCCGGAAAGACGACCAUUCUCUACAAGCUCAAGCUCAAUCAGUCGGUCACAACCAUCCCGACUGUCGGAUUCAAUGUCGAGACCGUCACCUACAAGAAUGUCAAGUUUAACGUCUGGGACGUUGGCGGCCAGGACAAGAUCAGGCCGCUCUGGCGACACUACUACACGGGCACCCAGGGCCUCGUCUUCGUCGUCGACAGCCAAGACCGUGAUCGUGUGGACGAAGCGAAGCAGGAGCUGCAUAGGAUAUUGAGCGACAGGGAGAUGAAGGACUGCCUUUUGCUCGUCUUUGCGAACAAGCAGGAUCUGCCGGGCGCCAUGUCCCCGGCAGAGGUGACAGAGAAGCUCGGGUUGCACCGAAUGCGGGACCGGUCGUGGUACGUCCACCCGAGUUGCGCUACUACCGGCGAGGGUCUCUUCGAGGGUCUCCAAUGGCUGUCGCAGAACGUCAAGAAGCGCCAGCCAUAAAUGCCUCCCCUUCCCCUCUCGGACCGUCACUUUGUUCUGGAUCUAGAGCUGCAUCUGAAUACCCUUACUCUUGAGUACCCAUUAUGCCUCACACGAGCCUGGCGACGCAUGGUGCCGCGGGCAGAUCGCUUCGGCGUUCCCCGUGGUAUGUUCACGUUUUCUUAUCCAUCCUUUCCCCGUUGUUGUCCAUCUGUUUUCCAUGUCCCCCGCCCUCCGCUACCCGUCGGACUCUUCAGUGGUCGGUAGCGUUAUACCUUACUGACACG
This is a messenger RNA of Schizophyllum commune H4-8, 929 nucleotides long. Its product is annotated as ARF/SAR superfamily. Gene Ontology annotation, biological process: intracellular protein transport; vesicle-mediated transport. The transcript is spliced from 6 exons. The record is from RefSeq and is a predicted model, not a curated record. The coding region runs from base 115 to 663 and encodes 182 amino acids. Gene Ontology annotation, molecular function: GTP binding; GTPase activity. NCBI's taxonomy places the organism in Eukaryota, Fungi, Basidiomycota, Agaricomycetes, Agaricales, Schizophyllaceae. Gene Ontology annotation, cellular component: cytoplasm.